ACAAGUCGCCAGCUCAUCACAGGGCUCACUGAUGAGCAAUGUGGGGUUCACUAUCUCGCUCAAGGACACUUCGACACGCAGCUCAGUCUUCCCCGGAGCCGGGUAUUGAACCAGUGACCUUCCGAUCACUAGUCGACCUGCUCUACCCGCUGGAACUUUGCCGUCUUUCUGAACUUCAGACAACACUGGUUCUCGGAUCUGACGGCAUCGCAAACCACUGAGCUACAACCUCUGCCAAUAACUUGAGGCACAGCAUUCAUAUAAGAAACUGAACACAAUACUUCUGAAUACAGCGCAGGAUUAUGAUCAGUAAGAUAUUCACAGGAAGAAGAGGCGGAACGUUGUGUUUUCGUCACAGGUUCCGACCGGAGCACAACACUGGGAACACAAAAUGGCGACCUCCUUGCUUCGGUUAGGGCGACUGGGUUCCCUCAAGCAGUGUCUCCGGUUGGAGAGCCUGGGCAUCCUGAGGAGCCGCUCGGCUGCUUCCUUCUGCACUCAGGCUGAAGAGCCUCCAAAACCAGCCAAGAAGACCAAGGCUGCAAGCAAGACAGAGGCUCCAGAUGAGAGAGCAACCUUACUCGCCUACAAGACCGCAGUUGCCUUCCCAGUUAAACUUUCAGAACCUGGAGUUUUCACAGCACCGUCUCUAGGUGGCGCUGAAUCAGCAGCCGUCCCAGAGACAGUUGUAGCUGCAGCAGCUGCAAGUGAAGCAGCUGUAGCUGAACCAGAGGCAGCAGAGGCUCCAGCUCCAGCUGCUGAGCCAGAUGUUGCUCAGGUUGUCACUGAAGCAGCUGCUCCUGUAGCUGACGCAACUGUACCUGUAGCCGACGCAGCUGCACCUGUUGUCGACGCAGCUCCACCUGUUGUCGACACAGCUCCACCUGUUGUCGACGCAGCUCCACCUGUUGUCGACGCAGCUCCACCUGUUGUCGACGCAGCUCCACCUGUUGUCGACGCAGCUCCACCUGCAGUUGAUGCAGCUGCACCGGUUGCUGAUGCUGCCUCACCUGCAGCAGAAGCAGCUCCAUCAGGUGCUGAGCCCCUCGCUGAUGCUACAGUUGCAGCGUCUACCACAGAAGAUGCUGUCCCAGCCGCCACAGCCUCCUCCUCUGAGCCCGGUGAUGCAGCAGCUGAUGGAUCAUCCUCCUCCUCAUCCAGCGAUUCUGAUUCAGAUUCAGAUUCAGACUCAGACUCAGACUCGGACUCUGAAGAUGAGAAGUCAGAGGUGAAGACUGAAACCAAGACCGCUCCACCUGAGGUGUCAGAAUCCACUGUGAAAGAGGAAGCAGAAGUCCAGGAGGUCACAUCAGAUGUGAAGGAAGACACUCAUGAAGCUAAAGUUCCACCCCAACCUGAAACUACUCUUGCCUCUGUGGCUGAAGCUGUACAGGAGGCGGCUGCAGCACCCAGUGUUAGCUCUGAAGAAUUGGCGGACCCUGCUCCUGAGAUCUGCACGGCCACCAAAGACACUCCAGAGGGUGCUGUGACCAGCCCAGAAGUCUCAGCUGAAGCAGUGGAACCAGCUCCAGAAGUAAUCGAAGAUGUUGCCUCUCCUGUUGCCCCCGAUGCCCAAGUCGAAACUCCAGCUGAAGUUGUGACCAAAGUUGCGGCUCUAGAAGAAGCUCCAACUGAUGCUCCAGUAGAAACCACAGAGGCAGCCUCAGCUGAAGCCCCCGUAGAAGCAGCUGAAGCCCCCGUAGAAGCAGCUGAAGCCCCCGUAGAAGCAGCUGAGGCCCCUGUAGAAGCAGCAGAGGCUGCAGUUGCUGCUGAAGUUUCUGCCCCUGUGGAGAGCACUGAGGAGCUGGUGGAUCCUGCUCCAGCCAUAACUGAAGCUGCACCCGUAGAAGCUGUCGAAGAUCCCGCAGCAGUUGCAGCUGAGCCUGUAGAAGCUGAAGCUGCCCCGGUUGAAGUGGCUGCCGAGGCUGCGGCUGAAGUUUCCAUCCCUGUGGAGAGCACCGAGGAGCUGGUCGAUGCUGCUCCGGUCUUGGCUGAAGCUGCAGGAGAGGAGCUGCAGGCGGAGGCCACAGUUGAACCAUCUGAGGAGGCUGCAGCAGCAGCAGCAGCAGCAGCGGCAGCGGCGGCGGCGGCAGCACCUCCAGAGCCAGAGGAACCUUUUGAUAACAGCACUUACAAAAACUACGAGCACCACACCUACAACCCCUUCACAUUUGCCGACCUGGACGUGGAGAUGGCCAAGUUUCGUCUCCCUCAGCCCUCCGCCCUCAAACACUAGAGGAGCAAACAUUCAUAAUGUUUAAAAGAUGAUGAUGAUGAUGUCCCUCUUGAUGUAUGAUCAACCUCCCUCCUGUCAGAUCAGCAUGAAAAUCUGUAAAAUGUUAUAUUAUUAAAGUAAAUGAACAAAUGAGACAUGA
Acanthopagrus latus (yellowfin seabream) is the source of this 2375-nucleotide messenger RNA. It is a transcript of the gene ndufv3, whose product is annotated as NADH:ubiquinone oxidoreductase subunit V3. The record is from RefSeq and is a predicted model, not a curated record. Gene Ontology annotation, biological process: mitochondrial ATP synthesis coupled electron transport. The coding region runs from base 392 to 2236 and encodes 614 amino acids. Gene Ontology annotation, cellular component: mitochondrion. Lineage: Eukaryota; Metazoa; Chordata; Actinopteri; Spariformes; Sparidae. The transcript is spliced from 6 exons.